Molecule: messenger RNA, 480 nt
Organism: Pocillopora meandrina
Lineage: Eukaryota; Metazoa; Cnidaria; Anthozoa; Scleractinia; Pocilloporidae
Source: the annotation of a GenBank genome assembly
GGAAGUGUAGAUGUGUGGAAGUGUAGAAGUUGGAAGUGUGUAAGUGCAUGUGCAAAUCUGGAAAUAUACAAACGAGUCGUUACCUUACUCACUUUUAUCCUAACUCGGUAGUGUGGAAGUCUGAAGUCUGGAAGUCUGAAAGUGUGGAAGUGCAGAAGUGUUGAAGUGUGGAAAUGUGGAAGUGUGGAAGUGCGCAAAUCUGGAAAUAUGCAAAUGAGUCUUUACCUUACUCACAUUUUUCUUGACUUGGUAGUGUGGAAGUGUGGAAGUGUGGAAGUGUGGAAGUGUGGAAGUGUGGAAGUGUGGAAGUGUGGAAGUGUGGAAGUGUGGAAGUGUGGAAGUGUGGAAGUGUGGAAGUGUGGAAGUGUGGAAGUGUGGAAGUGUGGAAGUGUGGAAGUGUGGAAGUGUGGAAGUGUGGAAGUGUGGAAGUGUGGAAGUGUGGAAGUGUGGAAGUGUGAAAGUGUGGAAGUGUGGAAGUGA